GUCUCAUUUCCCCUUCCCCCACCACCAAACAACACUUUUGUCUUCUCUCUUUUAAUAGCUUCUUUCACUUCUUCUUCUCCACUGUUAACGGUCGGAAGCUAAAGAGAUGUCUUCUCACCGUUCCUUACUCUUCUUCAUCUUCUUCUUCCUCACUUCGCGUUCUUCUGUUUUCUCCAGAAUCUUGCCUGAGAUCUCCCUAACCACCACCAGGUCUAUACUCGAUGUCGCCGACUCCAUUCACAAAACCAAGAACCCGUCGUCGUUUCAGCUCAACCAGCAAGAAGAAGAGAGUCAAUGGCCUUUUAGCUUGAAGCUUCAUCCACGGGCUUCUGUCCGAGGAGUUGAACACUCAGACUACAAGUCACUCACGCUAGCCAGACUCGACCGCGACACAGCUAGAGUCAAAUCUCUCUUUACACGUUUAGAUCUAGCCUUAAACAACAUAUCCAAAGCAGAUCUCAAGCCCGUUACCACAAUGUACACCACCGAGCAGGAAGAUAUCGAAGCUCCUUUGAUCUCCGGCACUACUCAAGGAAGCGGCGAGUACUUCACACGCGUCGGAAUAGGGAACCCGGCGCGUGAGGUUUACAUGGUGCUCGAUACUGGAAGUGACGUUAACUGGCUACAAUGCGCUCCUUGCGCUGACUGUUACCACCAGACCGAACCAAUCUUCGAGCCAGCCUCUUCCUCUUCUUACCAAUCUCUCUCUUGCGACACUUCACAGUGCAAAGCCCUUGAAGUCUCGGAAUGCAGAAAUGCCACGUGUCUCUACGAAGUUUCUUACGGUGACGGUUCUUAUACCGUCGGAGAUUUCGCCACCGAGACUCUCACAAUCGGCUCAACUUCGGUCCAAAACGUCGCCGUCGGAUGCGGACACAGCAACGAAGGUUUGUUCGUCGGCGCAGCCGGUUUGCUCGGUCUCGGCGGCGGUUUGUUAGCUCUUCCGUCGCAGCUCAACACGACGUCCUUCUCGUACUGCCUCGUUGACCGUGACUCAGACUCGGCUUCAACGGUUGAAUUCGGGACUUCUCUCCCUCCUGACGCCGUCGUGGCUCCGUUGCUACGUAACCACCAGCUCGACACGUUUUACUACCUUGGACUCACCGGAAUAAGCGUCGGCGGCGAGUUGCUUCAGAUUCCUCAGUCUUCUUUCGAGAUGGACGAGUCAGGAAGCGGCGGGAUCAUCAUCGACUCAGGAACCGCCGUGACUCGUCUCCAGACCGGAAUCUACAACUCGCUCAGAGACUCAUUCUUGAAAGGAACGUCGGACUUGGAGAAAACAACGGGCGUUGCAAUGUUCGACACGUGUUACAAUCUAUCAACCAAGACGACCAUUGAGGUCCCGACGGUGGCUUUUCACUUCCCCGGUGGGAAAAUGCUGGCUCUGCCGGCGAAGAACUACAUGAUUCCGGUGGACUCGGUGGGGACUUUUUGUCUGGCGUUUGCACCGACGGCGAGUUCGUUAGCGAUCGUAGGCAACGUGCAGCAACAAGGGACACGUGUCACUUUCGAUUUGGCUAAUUCUCUCAUUGGAUUCUCGUCUAAUAAAUGCUAAAUUAGUGUGACAAUGAAAAAUGAAAAAGUCGCUUUCCUAAGUUUAAUUAGAGAGUACACUGUCGUCUGGUUAUGUUUGGUUUCUUGUACUUACCUUUGUUGCAUAGAGUAAAACAGAUGGAAUUUGUUUUGUUUUA
Messenger RNA from Capsella rubella, 1691 nucleotides. Its product is annotated as protein ASPARTIC PROTEASE IN GUARD CELL 1. The transcript has a single exon. Gene Ontology annotation, biological process: proteolysis. Gene Ontology annotation, molecular function: aspartic-type endopeptidase activity. The coding region runs from base 107 to 1555 and encodes 482 amino acids. NCBI's taxonomy places the organism in Eukaryota, Viridiplantae, Streptophyta, Magnoliopsida, Brassicales, Brassicaceae. The record is from RefSeq and is a predicted model, not a curated record.